CAAAGACUCUCUAUAAUCUCGCCACAGUUUCAGGAAGGCGAAAAGAGCAGCAACAAUGGCGGGAAGGUCACCGAGAUCGGCGUUCAGUUGGACGGAAUUCGAAUUUUCCCUCAGAUCCUCCAUUUUCCGGUGGACCGACGUCCUCUCCUCGCUUUUCUCAUGGAACUGGAGUUCCGCCUGGUUCCGCCGCUGGCCUCGCGGCCUUCUCAACAUUCCGAUCGUCGAUGAACUCAUCUGGUCCGUCACCACCGCCUUCGAAUCCGUCGCCUUAGUCUCCAUGAUUGGCUUCUUCUUUGUCUUCUACGGCUGCAACUUGUAAUCCGUUCUCGAUUGAUUCCAUUUCCAAAUUACUUGUCGCUUCCUCAGCGGCAUUAGAAACAGAAUUUUGACUGGUAAGAAGAAGAACUAAUCAUUCGGUAUGAGAUUCCUUUUGCUUUUUAACUUAAUUUAUUGAAUUUUCUUUUCGUUUUGGGUACUCUGUUCUUGAUGAAGAUUUUUGUUUUUGGUUGAAUUUGUGAGUGGGAUCGUAAUUAGUACCAGCCCUAAUUUGUUUAAUCUUCCUCAAAAUCAAUAAGUUCAUUAGGGUUUAUUUAUUUUUCUUGUAGAAUGUUCUUGUUGUAUAAACGAAUUAUUUUAAUUUUGAAAUUCAAAUGUGAUA
This is a messenger RNA of Benincasa hispida (wax gourd), 658 nucleotides long. RefSeq lists its product as uncharacterized. NCBI's taxonomy places the organism in Eukaryota, Viridiplantae, Streptophyta, Magnoliopsida, Cucurbitales, Cucurbitaceae. The record is from RefSeq and is a predicted model, not a curated record.